AUGGGGCCGCGCAGAUCGCGCGACGCACGGAAAAAGGACCGAGACAGGGAUGAAUUCGGCAAGGCGUCCGCAAGAUACGAGGAUAGUCAUGGCGGCGCGAAGCAGGCUUACGGCAUUGCAGAGGCGGAGAGACGUGCGUGUGCGCUCUUCAGUCUCGAUCGCCUUUUGCGAGCUGAAGACGUCUCUGAAGCCUUUUCUCUCGUGGCUCCACGAGCGCAUCCGUACCGCGUGCCGGUCCCCUCUCAGUUGUCUUCCGGUCCCUCUCUCUCGCCUUCAUCUGGCUCAGAUGUCCCGCUUCCUUCGUCUGCAUCCUCUCGCUCCGUGGCUCGCGCUGGGUCACAUGGAGCAUUGUCUCCCCAUCCCGCUGCGUCCUCGCCUUCUGCCGAGCUGUCGCUGCAGCAGCGGUUUGCUGUAGCCCAGGAAGCGCUGACCGCGCUGCCGGGCGGGGCGGCUUUGUAUCUUUUUCUCCAUCUUCUUUCGCGGCAUAGUCCCUCGACGCUCGCCAAGACUGUCGCGUCGUGUGUGCGGAAGACCGAGCCAACGCUCGCGCCUCUCGUUCUCUUCCCUCUCCUGGGCUCGCCGCCAGCAACUUACUUCGAGGACGCGAUGAAGCGCCAGCUGCUUCACACCGCUUCCAUCUAUCUGCUGGUGCUGCAAAACACUGAAGGAUGUUUAGUCGUUCGGCAGAAACGCGCGUUGCCUCUUCUUCGAGCGGCGCUGCGGCUCGGCGUCGCAGGCCUCGCGCGGAAGCUCGAGCGAAGACGAAGCAGGUCGCACGCAGCGAGGAGUCGCGCAGAAGAGAAACCUGCGCGAGAAGGCGAGCAGCUCCACUCUCAAGUGGAAGAGGAGGAGGGCUCCCGAAGAGCCCAGAAAGCGAAGCACGGCCAGCGUGCGGAGGAACGCGCGGAGAGACAAGCCGACGCAAAAGCAGACGAAGAGAGGGCCAUCUUUCAGCUUUACCGAGAUGUUGUGGCAAUCGUUGAGGACUGUCUUUUGAGUUCGCUGGUUCAUCUGCAGUGGCUCCGCGUUUUUCAGUUGACAAGUGUCCUCGCGCUCGAUCUGCCUGCUUGGCUCUUUCGCCUCCGCCCUCAUAUCUGUCGCGUCUUUUCGCUUGACGGGCCGUGCGGAUUGCUUCCGUCUCCGGAGUCCGCCCCGGUGGUGUCGCCCUGUUGUUCGCACUCGCAGUGCCUAUUUCUGCAGGACGACCCAGCAGUGCCGUUUGAGCGCGUUGUCUUGUCGCUUGUAAGCCAGCUCGGUCUCAGCGCUCGGGGCUUCGCGUCUCGCUCGAUCUGGUCUGCCGCGCAGUGGCGAGCUUGCCUUCUGGGCUCUCGUUCGUUGCCGUCCCUCUGUCGUACGACGGAGAUGGGUCGCCUACACCAAGGCUCUCUUCUUGCGCGUACGUCUUCUCGCGCCUCGUCUCAUUUCGGGGUCGACGCGUCGCUUGCUAUUUCAGAUUCGGCAGAGGCGGCCCCGGCUCCGACUGCUUGUCGAGAGGGAACGGAUCUGCAGUCAGAAGAGGCUGACGCCCGAGUUCUUGCUGCGUCGCCUUCCGCAUGCGAGUGGAAGCGGGGCAGUUACGCAGCCGUCUCUGGGGCGUGGGUUCACCUGCCUAGCGUGAGGGGGCUCACUCCUUCGCCUGCUCCGGCCUCGCCGUUUCCGCCCCCGACGUUUCGUGAGUUUAGGGCCUGCACUCAGCGUCCUCAUGCCGGUCUGCAUGCGCAAGUGUCUCCACCUUCUUCCUCUGUGCCUCUGCCUCUUCCCGAUGGGUGGUUCACACACAAGCAGGUCUACAGGGGUCGCCUCGCUAGCUCCUUUAGUCCGCGGACGAACGCGAGGGCGGGGGCGCCGUCGCCUCCGGCGGGGCUGCCACAGAGACUUGGGAGGCGGGUGCAGCCGAACUUCGUGUCGGGGAGCGAGGGCGAGUACAGUCUCAGGGCGGCGACGGAAAGUCUGACGGCUUUCUUUCUCCACGUCUUCGUCAGAGCCGACCUGCCUGUGCUGGCGUUGGCGCUCCUCGUGGCCGCAGGCGACCGCGAGGGAGUGAGGAGAAUUCUUUCUCUCUCGCCGUCGUUGCGACUGCGCAUUCAGAUGAAGCAAGAGGAAAGCAACGGGCGCGUCUCGGCUUCCGCGGACACGACCGCUCAGCAGCCGAGCAAGGCAGCGGCGCUAGAAAGCGGGCAUCCUGGAGGACGCAGUCGAGAAGACGCGAAGACUGCAGGAGGGGGUGCAGUGCGCAGGAAGCAAAACCGAGACGCCGGCGGGUGGGCAGCAAUGUCUCGCUCCUUGCGAGAGCUGCUUUUCGUCAUGGCUGAGCAAGCGGCAGAAAGCGGGGCGCCGACUGGAGAACGGAUAGAGCCACCUGCCGGGAGAAACGGUGAAAGAAUCCGUAAAACGUAA
This is a messenger RNA of Besnoitia besnoiti, 2397 nucleotides long. RefSeq lists its product as uncharacterized. Gene Ontology annotation, cellular component: cytosol; Ric1-Rgp1 guanyl-nucleotide exchange factor complex; Golgi membrane. Lineage: Eukaryota; Apicomplexa; Conoidasida; Eucoccidiorida; Sarcocystidae. The transcript has 2 exons. Gene Ontology annotation, biological process: retrograde transport, endosome to Golgi; intracellular protein transport. Bases 1 to 2397 code for a protein of 798 amino acids. The record is from RefSeq and is a predicted model, not a curated record.